CCAAGGGCGACAGGGCGACAGGCGACAGGCGACAGGGGGCUAACGAGGGCGCGAGGGGCCGGAUCCCUGAAUGCGAGACCCUUGUACGAAGCAGAGUCACUAAGUCAGAGCGAGAGUGGGCUGCGAGAGGCGAGAGAGAGUGGGAGUCAGAGCGAGCGAGACAGCCCAAGACAGCCAAGACAGGCCAAGCUUGGGAACCCACGGGGGCGUCGGCGGCUGAGACACUGCAGCGAAUCCAGUUCUCCCUCGCCAGCGCCACGGUCCAGAUGCGUCGCAAGGCGCUGCUGAGCUGCCUCCAGGCUGACAAGGCAUGACCGAGCAAGUCUGCAUUCGGGUUGUGCAUCUGCAUCUGCAUCUAUGCAUCUUUCUGCCCUAUGCCGUGCGCGUGAUGGCCAUUGUCGGGUGCCGCCAUCCCGGACUUCUGUGCCGGAGGCGAUUCCAUCACCGUCGUCGGAUUGUCCGUCGUCUAGAACACGAGCUUCACGGCCUGUGGGUGCGCUCGACUCACCACCACCCGGCCCGGGAACUGCUCUCUGGCUGUCUCGUACUGCUCGCCCGCCGCCUGGGUGCCCUAUCCGCCGAUGACGAAAGGGCCCUCUCCCUCUCGUGUUGUGUUCCCUGCGUUCCCUGCCAUAUCGAGACGGCCGAGUGGUGCCAGGCGGGCCCCGUCGGACCCGUCACGAAGCUGCCCGUCCCCAGCAACGCCCACGAGAUAGCCGUAAUGCCCUGGGUGAUCGGCUCGUUCCUCCACUGUCUUCCCCCCCUCCUCCAGUCUUCCAGGGUCCACAUGGGGGAGCGCGACAGACGAAACAGGCUCGUGGUCAAAGCAUGGAGGGCAUGUGCGAUACGAGGCGCGCAUUCUAUCUUCAGAGGGCAAUUUCAUGCUUGAGGCUUUGUGCGGUGCCCGUGAAUGCCGCGAACCGCCCCGGAUGGUGUAGUGUUUUGACACAGCACGGCACAAAGGGAAAUGACCGGAGUGCCAGUCUGCAUCGGGUCACGAGGUGUCAGGCUUUGAGUGGCUUGAUGUUUGCCUCUGCACUAAAGAGGAGCUAUCGUAAUGCUUUGCAUUCCCAACAACAAAGCACCUUGUUAUUCACUUCUCACCAAGCACUUGGCAAGC
Messenger RNA from Ilyonectria robusta, 1120 nucleotides. RefSeq lists its product as uncharacterized. NCBI's taxonomy places the organism in Eukaryota, Fungi, Ascomycota, Sordariomycetes, Hypocreales, Nectriaceae. The transcript has a single exon. The record is from RefSeq and is a predicted model, not a curated record. Bases 311 to 889 code for a protein of 192 amino acids.